CAGCUGUUGCAGUUUAACUCCACUGCGACCGGCACGUACUAUAUUAUUAUAGCAGCAAUAAUUAGUAAUUACCGACUAAACAAUAAAUAAUACUUUCAAGUCUUAAGUAUUAAGUACUUAUUUAUUAUAAUAUUAUUUAUCAUCAUCGGUGUUCACCAUGAUAACGGUUGACAUGGACACACAAUACGCGGUACCUAUUGGCUAUUAUAAUAAUAAUAUUUAUUAUUUAAUACGGUAUUGCAGUCUGCGACCACAAUAUUGAUAUCCGAGUACGCGACAGCAGUCAGCAGCUUGUGAUCGAUCAACGAAUUACACAGUUUUUCGUUAGUUGCAUUCUUGCAUUUCAUUUUCCAUCCCGACCGGGUAGACUACUAUUGAGUGGUUAUUUUGCAAAAUCUCCAAGUUCGUCCGACUCCCGAAUUACCGUUACGUGGGUACUUUGAUGAUAUUUUGUUUUUCCUGUGCACAGAUAUUAACUCGAAACCUGUUCAACCAUGAAGCCCAUAACCGAUGUCAGAGUUGUUAAAACCACAGAAUCGGCAUUCAUUAGGCCGUUUUCAUUGAUAUUUAAACAAGGAGGAAAUGAAAUAAAAUGGGACCUAAUUGAUAGUCAUAAUGGAGUGUUUGUGAUCAUUUACAACAGAACCAGAAAUACAUUGGUGUGUGUUAAACAAUUUAGACCAGGUGUCUACUAUAAAAGUAUACCAGAAUGUGAUAGACCAAAAGAUGGACUCAUUGAUACCAAUAAAUAUCCACCUAGCCUUGGUUUGACUGUAGAAUUUUGUGCUGGUAUUGUAGACAAAAACAAAGCUCUUGAAGAAAUAGCUGUUGAUGAGGUCCGAGAAGAAUGUGGUUAUGAAGUCAAAGUGUCAGAUAUGCAAAAAGUCAUCAGUUGUAGAGCUGCAUUAAGUACAGCUGGUUCCAUUAUGACAUUUUUUUACACCGAAGUAACUGAUCAAAUGAAAAUUUCUGAAGGAGGAGGUCUUGCGCACGAAGGAGAAGAUAUUGAAGUCGUAGAAUACACUAUACCACAAAUCAGAGAUAUAAUCACUCAAUCAGAAGUUUUAAAUGGGUCAUCUAGUUUUCUUUUUGGCUUAAUGUGGUUUUUGACAAACAAAAUUGUUUUGAACAAUUAAAUUUAAACCAAUUGCAUUGUUGAUUUAAUAUUAAUUAAUAAGUUAUACAUUUAUAUAAAAAUUAUAAAAUACAAAUUACCUAUAUUAUUUUUCAAAUUCAAAUUCAUUAUUUAUUUAUUUUUUAUUUACAUUUCGUGGUUUAUUUUAGCAGAUACCCAACCUAAGCCCCAUUUUAAAUUGGUAAGCAUAAACUUUAGAGCUUUAGUCCAACCUUCUUCGGAAUUCAAUUGUAUUCUAUAAUAUCAAAGUAUAUUAUAAAUAAAUAUUAGUGCUCAAUUAUUAAUUGAUAUUUUUAAUAAAAGUAAUUUAUUAUAA
Molecule: messenger RNA, 1451 nt
Organism: Metopolophium dirhodum (rose-grain aphid)
Lineage: Eukaryota; Metazoa; Arthropoda; Insecta; Hemiptera; Aphididae
Product: uridine diphosphate glucose pyrophosphatase NUDT14-like
Exons: 6
Coding region: 495-1136 (213 amino acids)
Biological process (GO): nucleoside phosphate metabolic process; ribose phosphate metabolic process
Molecular function (GO): UDP-sugar diphosphatase activity; metal ion binding
Source: RefSeq, a predicted model, not a curated record